CUUCACUGGAUGAACGUCACUUACAAUGGUUUGGGAAGCUCAAAAAGCUGGCUGCACAUGCAUGCUCCAUUUGCUCUCCAUUCUCCCUUUAAAGUAGUCCUUGUAAUAUUAAUAGUCAUGAAUAUCAAUUAUUAUGAGGGGGUGUAGAGAGGCAGAGGGUAGGGGAGAGCAGGCAUUCUGAGCUUUGCCUUGGGUGGAAGCAGAUCCACAGCUCCAAGACACAGAAAGAGACAAGAGAGAGAGAGAGGCUGUGAAUCCACAGAAAUAUAUUUUCUAUUUUGAGGACAUUUUUUGAUGGAUAGUUUUGAAAACAUCUCAAGAAGUGUUCCAGCUUUUGCUUCAUACAAGAAAAUAUUUUAUUUUUUCUAACUGCUUGCAAGACAUUACAUUUUGGCCAGAUGUUAGUCCACACCUAUUCAGCUAUGGACCGCCAUGAUGGUGUGCCCAGCCAUAGCUCUAGACUCUCCCAGUUGGGAUCAGUGUCUCAAGGACCCUAUUCAAGUGCCCCUCCGCUGUCACACACACCCUCCUCGGACUUUCAGCCUCCAUACUUCCCACCUCCAUACCAGCCUCUACCUUAUCACCAAAGUCAAGACCCUUACUCCCAUGUCAAUGAUCCUUACUCUCUAAACCCUCUGCACCAACCCCAGCAGCACCCCUGGGGACAAAGGCAGAGGCAAGACGUCGGUUCGGACACUGGGACCCUCCUUCCUCAGCCUAGAGCUUCGUUGCCCCAGCUCUCUGGACUUGACCCCAGGAGGGAUUACCACUCAGUUAGGCGACCAGAUGUUCUUCUCCACUCUGCACAUCAUGGGCUCGACUCUGGGAUGGGUGACAGCCUGUCCCUGCAUGGGAUCGGACACCCAGGCAUGGAUGAUGUCCAGUCAGUUGAAGAUGCCAAUAAUGCAAUGAAUCUUUUGGAUCAGUCAGUCAUAAAGAAAGUCCCAGUACCACCAAAAUCUGUCACCUCACUGAUGAUGAACAAAGAUGGAUUUUUGGGAGGAAUGACUGUGAAUGCUGGAGAGGUCUUCUGCUCAGUGCCUGGUCGCCUGUCUCUUCUCAGUUCUACAUCCAAGUACAAAGUGACAGUGGGAGAGGUCCAGAGACGCCUGUCCCCACCAGAGUGUCUCAAUGCCUCCCUCCUAGGAGGGGUACUAAGAAGAGCAAAAUCGAAAAAUGGGGGGAGAUCUUUAAGAGAGCGGCUAGAGAAAAUCGGAUUGAAUUUGCCCGCAGGUCGCCGCAAGGCUGCCAACGUCACCCUGCUGACGUCACUGGUAGAAGGCGAAGCAGUGCAUUUAGCUCGGGAUUUUGGAUAUAUUUGUGAAACUGAAUUUCCAGCCAAGGCAGUAUCAGAAUAUCUGAACAGGCAGCACACAGACCCUUCAGACCUGCACUCCAGGAAGAAUAUGUUGCUGGCCACAAAGCAGCUUUGUAAAGAGUUCACGGAUCUCUUGGCUCAAGACAGAACGCCUAUAGGCAACAGUAGGCCAAGUCCCAUCUUGGAACCUGGGAUCCAGAGUUGCUUGACUCACUUCAGCCUCAUUACCCAUGGCUUUGGGGCUCCAGCCAUCUGUGCCGCCCUGACAGCUCUCCAAAACUACCUUACGGAGGCCCUCAAAGGAAUGGACAAGAUGUUUUUGAACAACAACAGCACUAACAGGCAUUCUUCUGGAGAAGGACCAGGUAGCAAAAAUGGGGACAAGGAAGAGAAACACCGAAAAUGAAAGCAAAAAAACAAAAACAAAACAAAAAAAAUACUACUACAUCUUUCAUUUUAGCUUUAAAAAAAUAUCGGACCGGCUUUGGGAAAAAAAAUAAAAA
This is a messenger RNA of Spea bombifrons (plains spadefoot toad), 1821 nucleotides long. It is a transcript of the gene TFAP2B, whose product is annotated as transcription factor AP-2 beta. Gene Ontology annotation, molecular function: RNA polymerase II transcription regulatory region sequence-specific DNA binding; DNA-binding transcription factor activity, RNA polymerase II-specific. The transcript is spliced from 7 exons. Gene Ontology annotation, biological process: regulation of transcription by RNA polymerase II; anatomical structure development; regulation of cell population proliferation. Lineage: Eukaryota; Metazoa; Chordata; Amphibia; Anura; Pelobatidae. Bases 399 to 1724 code for a protein of 441 amino acids. The record is from RefSeq and is a predicted model, not a curated record. Gene Ontology annotation, cellular component: nucleus.